AUGUCGAUCGACCCUGUCACUGCCCUAGCGUCGGGCGUCAACUCGUCUAUAAAGAUCCUCGAAGUCACUUACCAAUUGAAGGCUGUGGGCGAGCAGACGACCGACCUCCUCAGAACCACAGAGCACGUCGAUCGAAACGUCAAUGAAGCCCGUCGACUACGGCGCUUGAAGACUGCGCUCAUAAGCAACGAUGAGCGCAUUUGGAUGGAUCGUGUGAUCGAGGAUACCGAGAGAGCCUUGCGUGAGGUUGCGCACCUCAUCGAGCCUGCAAGAGUCGAUGUCAUGACACAAGACAGCGUGAAAUCGUGGAACAGAAUCCUCUGGGUAUUCAGAGACAGUCCAAAAGUCAGGGACAAGCACAACAGGCUGAGCAUCUGCCAUCAGUCUCUCAUGACAGUGGUUGGGGGACUUUACGCGAAAGACGUUGUGGUCAUCACACCUAUGGAAGGAACAAGAAAAGAAGAGCAGCCGCCACCAUACAGCCCAGAGAUGGAAGCGAUCCUGAAUUGGAGGAAGAAGCGAACGAAGAGUCUCGCGAGUGUCAAGAGCAGUGAUGUCACAACCAGCCCGCCUUUCUCAAUACCCUCGUCGCCUACCAUAAGUCAGCACAGCUCGCUCAGUCUAACAGACGUACGGCUGCUGGAGCCUUCUCAAGACACGUUCGCAAAAGAAGCCCUCGAUAUAUAUCAUCAAGCCCGCCUUUCGUUCACAGAACCAGUGCGACCGUCCCCUCUGCCUUAUUCAGCAGCAACUUCAGAUACAGUGCCAACUCUAGGCCAUCAUAUUCCAGAAGCCUCAGCAUUACGAUCGCCAAUGGAACUGGGCAACACCUCUCAUAGCGCGCGAACAUAUCCACAGCCUCACCAACACCCUCUGGCUUCCCAUCCUCCCCAAGUCCCAACCCUCUUCCCGACUCCAUCCGUGCCGGAACUCUCGGCGUCUCCAACGAUAUCCGAGCCUUUCGAUGUAGCGGCUAUGAUGGGUUCCCUGCCUUCUCUCACAAACAGCAGCGUCAACGAGUACCGUGUCAGUGACGCUGAGAUGGAGUCUACAAGAGCGUUGCAAUAUUACGGAGGAUUGGAGGCAUUGGAAGCAAGCCAGGCUACUCGCAGGGCGGAGCUUCCACCACUACCAACAAGCUAUGCUCCAUCAAGGAGAAGAGACCGCAGCUGGCUAGCCUAUACCGUUGCGAGAAGUGACAUUGGGCACUCAACGGGUUGA
This is a messenger RNA of Bacidia gigantensis, 1221 nucleotides long. RefSeq lists its product as uncharacterized. The coding region runs from base 1 to 1221 and encodes 406 amino acids. The record is from RefSeq and is a predicted model, not a curated record. NCBI's taxonomy places the organism in Eukaryota, Fungi, Ascomycota, Lecanoromycetes, Lecanorales, Ramalinaceae. The transcript has a single exon.